UGAGCAGAGCACAGAUAGCCCUUUGUGUAGCUUUGUGCUUAACUAUAAUACUAACAAAUGAAAAGUAUUUGCGAAAGUUUAAUUCCCCAUUUAGGGUUAUUUUAUUUAUUGUAUGCAACUCUGGUCUGACUCAGAACACGUACUGUAUGUUUUCUAUUGUUAUGGCGCAAUUUCUCAAGGACGUUCAUUGUCUUGCCAAACCGGUUGUCACGAAAAACAUAAAAAUGGUGAAAGUGACCAAUGAAAUAUUUGACAAAGAAGGGGUGACGUAUAAUGUGAAUGUGGGAUCACGUGAUCAUCAGUUUAUUUAAUCGUAACUAGUUCAGAACAACACAGUUUUGGAAAAUCAGCGUCAUGAAGAGAUACACUUUGUUCUGCUGUACAAUCAUUCUUGCUUUGGUUGGCGUUUCUGUUGGUCAAGUUGGAGGUUGGGAAGAUGCAAGUGUUGAAGAUAACGAUGUUAUGAAUGCAGCAAAAUUCGCAACAAAGGAAUUGAAUUCACAAUCUGAUGCUCUUCAUCACCACAAAUUAGUGAAGAUUCAUAAGGCUCAAACACAGGUGGUGAGCGGUACGAACUACCAAGUGCAUAUCGAAAUUGCUCCUACAACCUGCAAGAAAAGUGAGGUGUCCUUUGAAGAUGCGGAAAAGUGUUCAGUUCUUAUAGAUGGGGUAAACAGACUUUGCAGAGUGGUUGUCUGGGUUCAGCCAUGGACUUCAAGUACUAAAUUAACAGAGCAUGUGUGUGAAGACAUUCAAUAGCUUUCCGAGUAAUUGUACUCGCCAAAACCGCACUCCUUUAUCCAUUCAUGGAUUUAUUAUCUCCACGCUUUUUAGUGAAGUAGAACUCUGCUAAACUUCGUGCAUUGUGUUUUAUUAUUUUUAAACUUAAUUAUGCUAUCAAAAAUUAAAUCGAAUUUUAAACCAAAUUUUAGUUUGUAUGUUUGCAACUUCUUGGUUAUUGUACUGUUAAAAACAACGAGGAAAUAAAAAGAAAAAUUUUUCUUUGCGCAGUU
Limulus polyphemus (Atlantic horseshoe crab) is the source of this 1013-nucleotide messenger RNA. RefSeq names its product L-cystatin-like. The record is from RefSeq and is a predicted model, not a curated record. Gene Ontology annotation, molecular function: cysteine-type endopeptidase inhibitor activity. NCBI's taxonomy places the organism in Eukaryota, Metazoa, Arthropoda, Merostomata, Xiphosura, Limulidae. The coding region runs from base 355 to 759 and encodes 134 amino acids. The transcript has 3 exons.